CGCGCGGUCGCCUAGCUUGGAACCUGGAACACCACGGAGACUGUUCCAUAGCGGCUGGCCCGGGCGGCGGCGGCUCUCCAGCUGCUCUGCCGCCUGCGAGCCCCGCGCCCUCCGGUCGGGCGGCCCCUGAGCCCAGUGCUUGAUGGGCGGCAUUAUGGCCCCCAAAGACAUAAUGACAAAUACUCACGCCAAGUCCAUCCUCAACUCUAUGAACUCCCUCCGGAAGAGCAAUACCCUCUGUGACGUGACGCUGAGAGUGGAGCAGAAGGACUUCCCUGCCCAUCGGAUUGUGCUGGCUGCCUGCAGUGAUUAUUUCUGCGCCAUGUUCACCAGUGAGCUUUCAGAGAAGGGGAAGCCUUAUGUUGACAUUCAAGGGUUAACUGCUUCUACCAUGGAGAUCCUGUUGGACUUUGUGUACACAGAGACAGUACAUGUGACGGUGGAGAAUGUUCAAGAACUGCUCCCUGCAGCCUGUCUACUUCAGCUCAAAGGUGUGAAACAAGCCUGCUGUGAGUUCUUAGAAAGUCAGUUGGACCCGUCUAAUUGCCUGGGUAUCAGGGACUUUGCUGAAACUCACAAUUGCGUUGACCUGAUGCAAGCAGCUGAGGUCUUUAGCCAGAAGCAUUUUCCUGAAGUGGUACAGCACGAAGAGUUCAUUCUUCUGAGUCAAGGAGAGGUGGAGAAGCUGAUCAAGUGCGAUGAGAUCCAGGUAGAUUCUGAAGAGCCGGUCUUUGAGGCUGUCAUCAACUGGGUGAAGCAUGCCAAGAGGGAGCGGGAAGAGUCCUUGCCUGAGCUCCUGCAGUAUGUCCGCAUGCCCCUGCUGACCCCUCGGUACAUCACAGACGUGAUAGACGCUGAGCCUUUCAUCCGCUGUAGUUUACAGUGCAGAGAUCUAGUUGACGAAGCAAAGAAGUUUCACCUGAGGCCUGAACUUCGGAGUCAGAUGCAAGGACCCCGGACAAGAGCCCGUCUAGGAGCCAAUGAAGUGCUUCUGGUGGUUGGGGGCUUCGGAAGCCAGCAGUCUCCUAUUGAUGUGGUAGAGAAAUAUGACCCCAAGACACAGGAGUGGAGCUUUUUGCCAAGCAUCACUCGGAAGAGGCGGUAUGUGGCCUCAGUUUCCUUACAUGAUCGGAUCUAUGUCAUUGGUGGCUACGAUGGCCGUUCCCGCCUCAGCUCAGUGGAGUGUCUAGACUACACAGCAGAUGAGGAUGGCGUCUGGUACUCUGUGGCCCCCAUGAAUGUGCGGCGAGGCCUUGCUGGAGCCACCACACUGGGAGAUAUGAUUUACGUCUCUGGAGGCUUUGAUGGAAGCAGGCGUCAUACAAGUAUGGAGCGGUAUGACCCAAACAUUGAUCAGUGGAGCAUGCUGGGAGAUAUGCAGACAGCUCGAGAGGGUGCAGGACUAGUAGUGGCCAGCGGCAUAAUCUACUGUCUAGGAGGAUAUGAUGGCUUGAAUAUAUUAAAUUCAGUUGAGAAAUAUGACCCUCAUACAGGACACUGGACUAAUGUUACACCUAUGGCCACCAAGCGUUCUGGUGCUGGAGUAGCCCUGCUGAAUGACCAUAUCUAUGUGGUGGGGGGCUUCGAUGGCACAGCCCACCUUUCUUCUGUUGAAGCAUACAACAUCCGCACGGACUCCUGGACCACCGUCACCAGUAUGACCACUCCACGAUGCUAUGUCGGGGCCACGGUGCUUCGGGGGAGACUCUAUGCAAUUGCAGGAUACGAUGGGAAUUCUCUGCUCAGCAGCAUUGAGUGUUACGACCCUAUCAUCGACAGCUGGGAAGUAGUGGCCUCCAUGGGAACCCAGCGUUGUGACGCUGGUGUGUGUGUUCUCCGAGAAAAGUAACUGCUAUCUAAAUGCCAGCUGGAGCUAAGGGACUGCUCUGAGGAACAGUUUGUGGGAGAUUCAAGGAUCCUUUGCAGAAUGUCUAUUUCGCACUGUGUGCACAGGGUGAUUACAGACCCCGUGCCGUGAUGAUUGUAGUUAUUUGACACCGUCCUUCACACUGGCACCAUUGCUCAGAAGGGUGGGAACAGGUACUCAAGGGAAGAGAGUGUGCAUGUGAGAACCCAGGUCAUCUCUA
This is a messenger RNA of Acomys russatus (golden spiny mouse), 2087 nucleotides long. RefSeq names its product kelch like family member 12 (gene Klhl12). The record is from RefSeq and is a predicted model, not a curated record. Gene Ontology annotation, molecular function: protein binding. NCBI's taxonomy places the organism in Eukaryota, Metazoa, Chordata, Mammalia, Rodentia, Muridae. The transcript has 12 exons. Bases 143 to 1849 code for a protein of 568 amino acids.